UAUAACGUUCAGUUCUCCACAGAGAGCUAGCCUGGUCUGAAGGUUUCCCUCAUCGCGGAAGACUGACUUCAAAGGACGAUAUCUAAAGAGAAAAGCAGAGUGUAUAUCUUGGGACCUUGUGUGUGAAAACUUCAAAUCAUGUUGCGACAAGCUGCUUUGCUCAUCUGCCUUCUCAUUGUUGGAACAGAAGCAGGGAAGAGGAUAACAGGACAGCUGGCAGGGAAUUUACGCCAAGCCAUGACUUACGCGUCCGGUGAAGGAAUCACCGAUUUUGACGAAGACGGAACUUUGAUAGGACUCUCAAAUAACAAUGGCAGUCUGGAAGUACAGAAGGGUGGAACCUAUUACAUCUACGCCCAAGCGUUUUUUGAAGCCUAUCCCGAAGGAGGUGCCUCGCGUAAUCGCGUGGCUCUCGCUGUAAAUGGCGAGACAGUCUCCUUGCUUCAGAAUUCGGUCGGACCUGACUCCGACUACGGCAACCGGUUUACUGGGGCGAUAAAGAAGCUGACUAAAGGCGACCAAAUCAGCUUGAUGGCUGUGUUUCCUAGCAAGCUGUGGAUGGCAAAAGCACACACCUUUUAUGGAGCCAUGAUAAUCUUUAAAUAAUCGAGUUGUGUAAGGCAACUCACGUAUAAAGCUAUACCGUGAGUAUGUCUCGGGAAAACUAAAAUUAAGGUGAAGGAAAUAAUGGUAGAAGUAAACUAUAACAAAACAUGUUGAAAAGAACGAGGAAUAAAGGGAUUCAAAAUCAA
Orbicella faveolata is the source of this 752-nucleotide messenger RNA. RefSeq lists its product as uncharacterized. The record is from RefSeq and is a predicted model, not a curated record. Gene Ontology annotation, biological process: immune response. Gene Ontology annotation, molecular function: tumor necrosis factor receptor binding. Gene Ontology annotation, cellular component: membrane. NCBI's taxonomy places the organism in Eukaryota, Metazoa, Cnidaria, Anthozoa, Scleractinia, Merulinidae.